Messenger RNA from Chelmon rostratus (copperband butterflyfish), 1996 nucleotides. RefSeq names its product cartilage acidic protein 1b (gene crtac1b). The transcript is spliced from 15 exons. NCBI's taxonomy places the organism in Eukaryota, Metazoa, Chordata, Actinopteri, Chaetodontiformes, Chaetodontidae. The record is from RefSeq and is a predicted model, not a curated record. Bases 92 to 1996 code for a protein of 634 amino acids. Gene Ontology annotation, molecular function: calcium ion binding. Gene Ontology annotation, biological process: axonal fasciculation.
ACCGCUCCUCUCUCUUCCUCCCUCUCUCUCCUCGCUGUCAGCCGCUGGAGGAUUUUGUCGGGAGUUUCCGAGCGUCUCUGCAUCUGUGAGGAUGUUGUUGCGGCUGGUUUUGUUCCUGCCUGCCCUCUCCUCGGCUCAGCGAUCGGAGCCCAUGUUCUCGGCCAUAACCAAGACCGUCCUUCCUCCCGACUAUGACAACAACCCCACCCAGCUCAACUACGGCGUGGCCGUCACUGACGUGGACGGGGACGGAGACCUGGAGAUGUUUGUAGCUGGCUACAACGGCCCAAACCUGGUGCUGAAGUACGACAAGGAGAAGAAAAGGCUUGUCAACAUCGCCGUUGACAACCGAAGCUCCCCGUUCUACGCCCUGAGAGACCGUCAAGGCAACGCCAUCGGAGUGACAGCGUGCGACAUCGAUGGAGACGGCCGCGAGGAGAUUUAUGUCCUAAACACCAAUAACGCCUUCUCUGGUCGGGCAACGUAUUCUGACAAGCUGUUUAAGUUCCGUAAUGGACGUUUUGAAGAUCUGCUGAACGACGACAUUAACGAACACAGAGACGUAGCCAACCGUAUGGCCGGGCGCUCAGUGGCCUGUGUGGACAGGAAGGGUACAGGCCGUUAUGCUAUCUACAUAGCUAACUAUGCCAGUGGCAACGUGGGCCCUCAUGCUCUCAUAGAAAUGGACGAGGUAGCGAGUGACCUUUCACAGGGCGUCAUCGCCCUCUCCAAUGUGGCAGAGCAGGCCGGAGUCAACAAGUUCACCGGAGGGCGAGGUGUCGUGGUGGGGCCCAUUGUCAGCCAAAGCCUGUCUGAUGUGUUUUGUGACAACGAGUAUGGACCCAAUUUCCUGUUCAGGAACAACGGAGAUGGAACUUUUACUGAUGUGGCGCAGCAGGCUGGUGUGGAGGACCCCAUGCAGCAUGGCAGAGGGGUCGCUCUGGGAGACUUCAACCGUGACGGCAAGACAGACAUCGUCUACGGGAACUGGAAUGGACCUCACCGCCUGUACAUACAGCUGAAUAACCGCAAACAGAAGUUUAAGGACAUCGCAUCCCAGAAGUUUUCCAUGCCGUCCCCGGUUCGCACUGUCAUCACUGCAGACUUUGACAAUGACAACGAGCUGGAAGUCUUCUUUAAUAAUAUCGCCUACCGGGGCCCCUCCGCCAACAGGCUUUUUAGGGUGAGCAGGAGAGAGCACGGAGACCCCCAGAUAGAGGAGCUGAACGUCGGGGAGGCGUCAGAGCCUGAAGGACGGGGAACUGGAGCUGUAGCCGCAGACUUUGAUGGUGACGGGCGUCUGGAACUGCUGGUCUCUCACGGUGAAAGUGCAGCACAGCCGCUCUCUGUCUACAAAGUCAACCAGGGCACCACUAACUCCUGGCUGCGGGUGAUUCCCCGGACCAAAUUUGGUGCUUUUGCCAGAGGAGCUAAAGUGGUGGUUUACACUAAAAAAAGCGGCCCACACACACGGAUCAUCGAUGGUGGCUCUGGGUACCUGUGUGAGAUGGAGCCUGUUGCCCACUUUGGCCUGGGUAAGGAUGUGGCCACCAAUGUUGAGGUGUACUGGCCAGACGGCCGCUCAGUGGCCCGACCCCUGGAACCUUCAGACGUCAACUCUGUGCUGGAGAUCCACUAUCCAAGAGAUGAGGAGGAAGUCACUCCUACUGUGGAAAUAGAGUGUGGUCAUGGGUUUGCCCUGAAUGAGAAUGGCCGCUGCACAGAUGAAGAUGAGUGUACCCAGUUCCCCUCUGUGUGUCCCUCUGACCGCCCCGUCUGCACCAACACCUAUGGCAGCUAUAAGUGCCGCGCCAAGAGGAGAUGCAACCAGGGCUUUGAGCCCAACGAUGAUGGGUCAGCCUGUGUGGCCCAGGUGGCUUACUUCGGGGGGACACGGUCUUCCGGGGACCGCAAGUGGUCGGGCCUUUCUUUUUGGCUGCUCUUCGCCUCUGUGCUACCCCUCAUCUCUACCCAUCUCCAGACUGGACUACUGUAG